GCCAAGCGUUUUCGGUUCUCGGAGGAGCCGGGCCUGGGAGCUGAGGGGGCCGUGCUGGAGGUCCGCGUCCCGCAGGUCCUGCAUCUUCAAUAUGGAAUGUAUGUUUGGCCCUGUGCUGUGGUCCUGGCCCAGUACCUGUGGUUUCACAGAGGAUCUCUGCCAGGAAAGGCUGUCUUAGAGAUUGGAGCUGGAGUGAGCCUUCCAGGAAUUAUGGCUGCAAAAUGUGGUGCUGAAGUAAUACUGUCAGACAGUUCAGAGCUGCCUCACUGUCUAGAGAUCUGUCGGCAAAGCUGCCAAAUGAAUAACCUGCCUCAGGUGCAUGUUGUGGGACUCACAUGGGGUCACGUAUCUCGGGAUCUUCUGGCUCUACCACCACAAGACAUUAUUCUUGCAUCCGAUGUGUUCUUUGAACCAGAAGACUUUGAAGACAUUUUAACUACAGUUUACUUUUUGAUGCAGAAGAACCCCAAGGUCCAGUUGUGGUCUACUUACCAGGUAAGAAGUGCUGACUGGUCACUUGAAGCUUUGCUCUACAAGUGGGACAUGAAAUGUGUCCACAUUCCUCUGCAGUCUUUUGGUGCAGACAAAGAAGAUAUAGCAGAAUCUGCCCUUCCAGGAAGACAUACUGUUGAAAUGCUGGUCAUCUCCUUUGCAAAGGACUGUCUCUGAAUUAUACCUAAAAGCUGUUUUGGGACAAUGUCAAUACUGAUUAGCAACCUGGGAAAGCCAACUGUGUGACUCAGACCACUUCAGCUUGAGUACAGUGGAUCUGAAGAUGGUCAGAUCUGUUGGCUUUAGAUUGUGAUGGGUCACAUAACCAUUAAAACAAAAAUUAAAACUCCUAUAAGAA
Messenger RNA from Lipotes vexillifer (Yangtze River dolphin), 850 nucleotides. It is a transcript of the gene METTL23, whose product is annotated as methyltransferase 23, arginine. NCBI's taxonomy places the organism in Eukaryota, Metazoa, Chordata, Mammalia, Artiodactyla, Lipotidae. The record is from RefSeq and is a predicted model, not a curated record. Bases 97 to 669 code for a protein of 190 amino acids. The transcript has 5 exons. Gene Ontology annotation, cellular component: nucleus; cytoplasm.